Mizuhopecten yessoensis (Yesso scallop) is the source of this 3345-nucleotide messenger RNA. Its product is annotated as dnaJ homolog subfamily C member 1-like. Lineage: Eukaryota; Metazoa; Mollusca; Bivalvia; Pectinida; Pectinidae. Bases 4 to 1587 code for a protein of 527 amino acids. Gene Ontology annotation, cellular component: endomembrane system. The transcript is spliced from 10 exons. The record is from RefSeq and is a predicted model, not a curated record.
AAAAUGGCACCGACAGGUGGAUUAUUGACGUGGAUAUUAUUUGCGUUGAAUAUCGGCGUGUCCGUGUGUUGGGAUAACGACGACCUGGAAUUGUUCGAUCUUGUCGAAGAAGUGAACCAGAAUUUCUACGAAGUAUUGGGAGUGGAGAAGGACUGUUCAAGUAAUGAUGUCCGCAGAGCCUAUCGCAGAUUGUCCUUGCAACUACAUCCGGACAAAAACAAGGAAGAAAAUGCUGAAACCAAGUUCAGACAGAUGGUAGCAGUUUAUGAAACACUGAAAGAUGAAGACAAAAGAAAAAGGUACGAACUUGUGCUGGAGAAUGGCCUUCCUGACUGGAGACAGCCAGUCUACUACUACAGACGGGUGCGGAAGCUGGGAAUGCUGGAGUUACUGGCCUUUAUGUGCAUCAUAUUAACCUUCGGCCAAUACCUUGUCCUCUGGUCCAUAUUCUUAGAGAAGAAGUUCUCCAUGGAGGAGGACCAUGAGUCUCGGAGAAAAAAAUUUGAAAAGAAACUGCGGAAAAACAAACUGGAGUUGGAGGACCAGUAUGAUGAACUACAGGAGGAGAUGGACUCCCUGCCCCGGCCAAAAGUGUCUGACCUUUGGCCUAUUAGACUGACCAUGUGGACGGUCAACUUUACAAUCAACCUUCCCACUACAGUCAGAGAGACAGCAGCAGCUCUUAGUGAGUGGAAGCAGCAACGGAACACAGUUGUCAAAGAUGAGGAGGAUGAAGAUGAGGAAGAGGAAGAAGAUGCUGCUAGAAAAGCCAAAAAGAAGGCACGGCCAGAAUUUGUGGACAUUGUGCCAGUUUUGUGUACUGAUGCUGCCCCCGUAGUUUACACCGAGAUGUUACAGUCUAGUGGUGCUGAUGAGGCCAAUACAGACUCUGUCCGGGGUGGUGAGUGGACGGAUGAAGACCUGGCCCAACUGUCCAAGGCAAUGUCCAAGUACCCUGGUGGGUCGGUCAACAGGUGGGAAAAGGUCGCAGGUGUUGUCAACAGAACUGUACCCGAGGUGAUAGCCAAAUCAAAGACACUAAAGACAACUUAUGUAAACAAACUGGACGCCUCUUUACAGAGUGGUGGUUUAAAAGGAGGUAAGAAGACACAGUUAAUAACAGAAGCGAUGAUAUCACACAAAUCUGAUUACGAAGGAACAACCACAGAAAAUACAAAUGGAGAUAUUAAGAGUGGGGAUGUACGCAGGCGUCACAAACCCAAACCAAAGAAAAUAGCAGAAAGGACGUUACUGGCUGCUGUGGAAUCUCAGUCGGAGAACAAACCAGGGGAGGUAACAAAGCCAAAAAUAGUUCAGCCAAAUAAACAGACCGAUUCUGACACAAUUAGUGAAAAUUCUGUUACUUCAAAGAGUACUGGUGAUGGAGACAAUUGGAAUAAAAAUCAACAGACUAUUUUAGAAUGGAAUUUACGACAGUACCCAAAAGGUACGGAUCAAAGAUGGGAAAAAAUUGCUGAGAAGAUUAUCGGCAAAACAAAGGAGGAUUGUAUGAUAAGGUAUAAAUACUUAGCUGAUCUAGUCAAGAAGAAGAAGGAAUUAUCACAGAAACAGUCGGACAACAGCUGAUGUCAACUCACAAAUUAAUUACUGCAAUUUCAAUCAGAAAAGAAGGCAAUAGUAGGUUAUUCCUUAUUAUAGUGAGGCUGGACUAGGCCUAAAUGAAAGUUUGGUAUGUUUGGUGUGACACGACCGACCUAGGAAAGAAACCCAACUGCAAGAAUUAUAUGGAUAUUUGGACAUUUGUCAGUGUACAUUAAAGUACAAUUUUUUUGUGUUCCGUUUUGUAUACUCAUCAGGUUGCCAAAAAAUAACAUUCUGGGACCAGGUCUAUACAUUCAAUAUUUUUGAUAACAUUCACUAAUAAAAAAAUAAAUCUUGUAAAUCAUGGAAAAAAUAUGCUGUCUCUAUUUUGAAAUGAAGAUCUAAUAAGUGUUUUAAUGACAUGUAUAAAUAUAGAAUACUUAACCCUUUCACCACUGCAAACCAUAAUGGACUCAUCCAGAUAAAUGUAUCAGCUAGAGUCUACUCAAGAUACCUAGGGGUGAAAGGGUUAAAGUACUUAUGUGACUGGGUCGACAAGGUGGUGAAACAAAAUGGACGCAUUGCUUCUGUUGAACAGAACGUUCUACUGAUUAGUGUUGAUUGAUUAAAGUUAAAAAAAAAAAAUUCAGAUAAAACAAAUAUUUUUGCCUUUAGCUACCUACCUACUAAAUCCUAAAACACUUGGUUGGGUUCCGCCAAACAGAAAUGUUUUUAAUGGUGGCGCUUUACCGACAUAAAGCUAGGGGUCUUGGAUCAUUUUGUGUUACAGUGUAUGUAUAGCUGUGUAGAUGGACAAUCUUGUGGGACCAGUAAAUCAUGUCUGAUUUUAUUGCUUUAUAAAAUAUAGGUUGUUCAUACGGCUUGUGUACAUUAUUUAGGUGCUAUUUAUUUAGUAUACUUACUGAGUUGUGUUGAGAACUGUUUGGUUUUCUUCGGCACCACAGUACUAUAAUUUGUUCAGACAGGUACUACUGUACAUGUUGUAUAGUCCAAGAUGGGGAACAUACAGUUGUGUUAUCGCACAACAUUGCACCAUGUUUGGUGUGUACAGGAUAUGUGCCCGGUGUGUGCAGGACGUGUGCAGGAUGAGAAACUGUGUAAUAAGUAGCGAGCACACAACAGCGUGUUAGCUAUCGCACAGUUGUUCGGUAGGUAUCGUGGUUGAUAUAUAUAUCAAGCAAUGGCCCCGAUCUUACCAUAUUGCAAAAAUGUGAGCAUUUUAUUGCACACAGGGUGAUAGAUUGUUAAAUCGCACAUAGUUGUGCAGAAGAUGUGUACAUGGUUAAGUUAUAAUUUUGGUGCCUUGUGUGAUCACACAACUGUACUAUGCUAGGAUGUCAUAACUGAACAACAUCAUUGACAACUAAAUUGAGGUUGUUUUCAUGUAUCUGGUUCAACCACUUCAGCUGAUUAAACCUGAAAGGAAACGACAGGCACAGAUUGGGUACAAGGCUGAUUUGAGAAAAAAUUGGCACAUGCUUAUCAAUUCAAGGGGUCCAAACGUUUGCAGUAUAUUUUGUAGUAUCUCUACAUAAAACAAGUUUGAUUCAAACAUGUACAUGUAUUUUCAGAUAUGUCUUUCAUGUGCUUGUCACUUGUCAAAAAGUGUAAAAAAUAAAUAAUCAUAAAGUAAUUAAUCAUUGAACAAGAGGAAGACUUCUACGCAUUGCAAAUCAUUUUAAAGCUUUGUUCAAUACAAAGCUAUGGGAAGCCUUCAAUUAAGGGAGAGCAAAUUAAAACAACUUAUAUCAAAGACUUCUGUAAUGGGAGGCUAUUUAUAAG